CGGCGGGAGGAGGGGGCGCGCGCUUCCCGGAACAGCCCGCGCUGAGGGAAGAGAGGAAGAAAAUAAAACCCGCGGCCGGAGCCAAAGCUGGAGCUGCCGCCGCCGCCGUCUCGGCCGUCUGGAGCUCCCCCGCGCGGACGAUGCCCGCGAUGCCCGCGCGGGGCUCGGGGCGGUGAGGCCCGGGGCGCGGGGUAGCUAUGGCGACCGGGAGCGCGGCCCGCGGCGCCGCCUGACAGGUGUGGGGCCCCGGCGGCGGCGGCACGGAGCAGCAUGUACGCCAAGGGGGGCAAGGGCUCGGCCGUGCCCUCCGACAGCCAGGCACGAGAGAAGUUGGCACUGUACGUGUAUGAGUACCUGCUGCACGUUGGUGCCCAGAAGUCAGCCCAGACCUUUCUGUCCGAGAUCCGAUGGGAGAAGAACAUUACGCUGGGGGAGCCCCCGGGCUUCCUGCAUUCCUGGUGGUGCGUGUUCUGGGACUUGUACUGUGCAGCGCCCGACCGCAGAGAGGCAUGCGAGCACUCGAGUGAAGCCAAGGCCUUCCAGGACUACAGCGCUGCAGCGGCCCCCAGCCCGGUGAUGGGGAGCAUGGCUCCCAAUGAUGCAAUGGCAUCAGGCCCCAUGGCACCCGGCUUCUUCCAGCCCUUCAUGUCACCGCGGUUCCCAGGGGGCCCUCGGCCCACCCUGCGGAUGCCGAGUCAGCCUCCCGUGGGCCUACCCGGCUCCCAGCCCCUCCUCCCUGGCGCCAUGGAUCCCUCCCCACGUGCUCAGGGGCAUUCGAGCAUGGGCCCGAUGCAGAGGGUGACGCCUCCACGGGGCAUGCCCAGCGUUGGUCCCCAGAGCUACGGGAGUGGCAUGCGGCCCCCACCCAACUCUCUUGCUGGCCCGGGUUUGCCCACCAUGAACAUGGGACCCGGAGUGCGUGGCCCAUGGGCCAGCCCCAGUGGCAACUCGAUUCCCUACUCCUCCUCCUCCCCUGGCAGCUACACGGGACCCCCAGGAGGAGGUGGGCCCCCUGGAACACCCAUCAUGCCCAGCCCUGGAGACUCCACCAACUCCAGUGAGAACAUGUACACCAUCAUGAACCCCAUCGGGCCAGGCGCCGGCAGGGCUAAUUUCCCGCUUGGCCCUGGUCCAGAGGCCCCCAUGGCCGCCAUGAGUGCGAUGGAGCCUCACCAUGUAAACGGAUCCCUGGGCUCGGGCGAUCUGGACGGGUUGCCGAAGAGCUCCCCCGGCGCCGUGGCCGGCCUGAGCAACACCCCGGGCACCCCGCGGGACGACGGCGAGAUGGCGGCCGCCGGGACCUUCCUGCACCCGUUCCCGAGCGAAAGCGUAAGCGACUGCGUCGUCCCCCCCCGCGGCGGCGUCGGGCCGGAGGGGCCUGGCGGGCAGACCCCGGCGGGGCGGCCGGGGGGCCAGAGCAAGACCGUGACCGCGGCGGGCCAGUACUCCCCCGGGAUGACCAUGAGCGUGUGAUGGGGCCGCAGCCCCUUGCCCACUGCCGACCUCGGUUUCUGCCCAGCGCCCCUGCCCGGGGCCAAGGUCCAGGGGCUCGGGUGGUCUGCAGGGUGAGGGUCUGAGGUCACACCGCGGGCAACUGGACUCCCGGUCAAGGCUUGGAUGGCUGGGAGGCCCCGCGCAAAGGACUCAUUCAUUUUAUAAAAAACACAAGGACCUCAGAGACGUUUUUUCCUGUAUGGGCCCUUCCCGCGAUUUCUGUUUUGUCCAGGGGGCUCCUUGGGGGACUUCCUUUCCCCUGGAGAGCAGGGGUGGGCCCCAUCAAUAAACAUAACUCGAUUUUGG
Molecule: messenger RNA, 1800 nt
Organism: Kogia breviceps (pygmy sperm whale)
Lineage: Eukaryota; Metazoa; Chordata; Mammalia; Artiodactyla; Physeteridae
Source: RefSeq, a predicted model, not a curated record